AUGCUGGGAGUUACAGGGAAAUCUGAUGUUUACCUUCAGCUGGACCUGGAGGCAGAGUUUCACUUUACUCAUCUCAUCAUGACAUUUAAGACUUUCCGUCCAGCAGCCAUGUUAAUUGAGCGAUCUGCAGAUUUUGGCCGAACCUGGCAGGUGUACCGCUACUUCGCAUCCGACUGUGAGUCCAACUUCCCGGGAAUUUCUCAGGGUCCCCUUCGUAAGGUUGAUGAUGUUAUCUGCGAAUCCAGAUAUUCUGACAUCGAGCCGUCGACAGAAGGAGAGGUGAUUUACCGUGUUCUUGACCCUGCUAUUCGGAUCGAAGACCCUUACAGCCCCAACAUUCAGAGUAAAUGA
Molecule: messenger RNA, 351 nt
Organism: Pimephales promelas (fathead minnow)
Lineage: Eukaryota; Metazoa; Chordata; Actinopteri; Cypriniformes; Leuciscidae
Source: RefSeq, a predicted model, not a curated record